AGCCACGGCAACGGGCUCAUUCACAAGCAACUUACAAUCAACACACUCAGGUCAGACGUGGCAUCAGAAAUAACUUUCACAAAAUCUUAUGCACACUCUCACAGACAUGCAGUGUUCCUCCACAUGUUGGCUUCAACAGAGUCUCUGAGGACUGGAGUCAGUCCCACUUCUUCACUUGUGGACUAACGGUAAAACUUCGAGCAGAAGAGACAGUCUACGCAGCAGAGAAGAAAGCCCACAGAGGGAACAAGGACCCCCACCGCCUCCACACGCACCUAUUUCACUGACCCGAACAACAGAGAUCACAAAUGGAAGAUGAUACUCCAGUUGACUGACAGCUUUGAGUGUGAAAAUGAUUCUGCCGCAAUGGAGGCUGUUUCUAUGCAGAACCAUGCAUUCCCAACUCUACACAUGCCUUCGCCUAAAUGAGGGAAGCUUAGGAUGGAAGACCCGCCAACUGCUGCUCUAAGGAACUGUAACACCUUUACCUUGCCACCUCUAAAACACACACUCUGACCAGGUGGGGCCCGCUGCCAACGGCUGACCAAGUUCCAGGAUGUUUGUGAAUUUCUGCCGCAUUCGAAAAUGCCAGUUAGUACAGCUGAUGACCAGCUGCCUGUUGCUAUCUGUGGUAAUGACUUGCUGGCAGCAGCUGGACUUGAUUGUCGUUAGCCAUGUCAAGUCCUACUCCUACCGCUACCUUGUCAACAGCUUCACCUACAUCAACAGAAGCCUUACCAUUCCUCGUGAGAAGGCCAGAAGCUUUAGCGACUUUCCCUACCUGUUGGACCACCCUGACAAGUGCACCGGCAAGGAUGUCCUCCUCCUUGUCUUUGUAAAAUCCUUCCCAGAGAAUACUGAGCGGCGAAACGCUAUCAGAUCCACCUGGGGUAAUGAGGCCUACAUCCAAAACACCCUGGGGGUGACAGUCAAGGUGGUUUUUGCAUUGGGAGCCAUUGGGACGACAAAGGUUGAGCCUUCUUGGAGCAAAAAGAGCUACAGCAGCUUUCAGGAAGAGCUGAUCCAGGAGGAUAAACUCUAUGGCGACUUGAUCCAGAAGAACUUCUUGGACACCUUCCACAACCUGACCCUUAAACUCAUCCUGCAGUUCCACUGGAUGCACAGUUGGUGCGCCCAUGCCCGCUUCUUCAUGACUGCUGAUGACGAUGUCUUUGUCCACAUGCCCAACCUGGUGAGCUACCUGCAGGAGCUGAACAGCAGGGGCGUCACCGACUUCUGGAUCGGCCGAGUGCACAUUGGCUCCCCACCCAUCCGCAGCAAGGACAGCAAAUACUACGUUCCCUAUGAGAUGUACCAGUGGUCAUCUUACCCUGAUUACACAGCUGGGGCCGGUUAUGUCAUCUCCAGUGAUGUAGCUGACAAAAUCUACCACGCCACGCUGACCCUGAAUGCCUCUAUCCACAUAGACGAUGUGUUCAUGGGUAUAUGUGCCAACGCCAUCAACGUUUCACCACAGAAGCAUGUCUAUUUCUCAGGGGAGGGCAAGGCACCAUACCACCCGUGUAUCUACAAUCAGAUGAUGACUUCUCAUGGCCAUGUGGAAGACAUUCAUGAGCUGUGGAGGGCAGCAACGGACCCAGAGGUGAAGCAGAGCACCUCAGGACUGUUUGGGAAGCUGUACUGUGUAGCUGUGAGAGUGGCUCUCCUCUGUAAACCCCACUUUGUUGACACCUAUUCUUGCAAAGCAGCAUUUUUAUAGUAGUAAGAGCAAAUAAGGGUGUACUAAAAUUCAAAUAAUGAUGAGAUUAGGUUCAUUUCAGGAAGUAUUACCUCAGUCCUUUCAGUAGGACAUCUACCCCACAGUGCUAUGUUUACUGUUGCAGAAGAAGCCAGAGAGACCGGGAUCUCCAACAUGACUGUGAACUGUAGUUGUGGUUGUUUAAAAUACAGGCGAUGUGCAGAAUGUGGAAUAAAGGACCUGCAAAGAUG
Girardinichthys multiradiatus is the source of this 1950-nucleotide messenger RNA. It is a transcript of the gene b3gnt5b, whose product is annotated as UDP-GlcNAc:betaGal beta-1,3-N-acetylglucosaminyltransferase 5b. NCBI's taxonomy places the organism in Eukaryota, Metazoa, Chordata, Actinopteri, Cyprinodontiformes, Goodeidae. The coding region runs from base 557 to 1720 and encodes 387 amino acids. The transcript is spliced from 2 exons. Gene Ontology annotation, cellular component: membrane. Gene Ontology annotation, biological process: brain development. The record is from RefSeq and is a predicted model, not a curated record.